CACGCGAGGCCGCCUCAGAAUACACCUUCACUUUCCCACCACCAUUUGCGCCGAUUUCAACCCUCGGCGCGCCUCACCCCUGAACUACUUGCCGUCGCCCGAGCGCCGCCAUUUUUACGACAUCCCUACCGGUCCUUGCGCGCGAGGACGAGCCUUCCGACGCGACGCUCCCAGCCACCGAGCCGAGACCCUGCCCUGCCAUGACCGCGACUGCCUGAAGCCUGGAACCGAGUCCAAAAGCGCCCGAGCGGCCCAGACCGGGCGGACAUCGAUGCGAGGCCCGUCGGGAGCGAGCUCGUCGGAGCGAUACGCUGUUUGAGCCGACGGCUUCUACCCGCCGCUCGGUGAUUGCAGGCCGCCUCGAGGAGUCAUCGCAGCGCCACGGCCGCGGACAACGCAAAUCGCCAGCACCAUGGGUGACGCCGGCGGUGAGCGGCAUCCGCUGCUCGAUGCCGACGAUGGCCUCCCCCCCAUCAGCGACGGUCCCGUCUACGAGUACUUUAUCGUUAAGCAGGAGGUGAAUCUGGACGUCAACUUUCGCGACCGCCGCAUCGAUGGCACCGCGGAUAUUUACGUCGUCACUUUCAGUGAAAAGGUCGAAGAGGUGGUCAUCGACGCCGCGCAUUGCGAGAUCGACACGGAAAACAUCACCGUCACCGAGAUUCGCGAGUCACAAGGCGAGGCGGUUGAGGGCCAGCAGCGCAAGGCCGCCACGGAUUACGUCGACCCGUACAAGAGGCUCUCGCACCCAGAGCACUGGAACUGGAGGGCCGAGCACCACGACCUGCGCCGCAUGCGCGCCCGCGAAAUCUUCCACACCCGCAAGUCGGACGUUGCCGCCGAGACUAGAGAGCUCGUGGGGUGCACGCCGGUGUACGGGUCGCUCAAGGUGUCACUCCGGGGCAAGGGCGAGCAAGAGCGGCCGAGACUCAUAAUUCGCAAGUCCAUGUCGAACCUGGACGGAACGGAGAGGGUCCACAAGCAAUUCAAGAUCCAUGUGCCCUUCUACAACAAGGAUCCCCGCGACGGCUUGCACUUUGUUGGCGUUGACCAACUCGACAGCCGCUUCACACACAUGUAUACGAGGCACUCGAUCCAGCCAGGGACGGCCUCGUGCAUGUUCCCCUGCGUCGACGACCAUGGCGCACGUUGCGACUGGCGGAUAUCGCUCAAAUUUCCAAAAACGCUCGGCGACGCCCUCCAGCAGGCGCUGCUCACGCAAAGGGAUACGGCGGUGAAUGGCGCGCAUGACAAGGCGCACGUCGGCGGCGAGGACCUCAAGCUAGCCGAAGAGGACAAACUGCGAGAGAUGACGGCGGUGUGCUCCGGCUUCCUUAUGGAGGAGUCUGUGGACCCAAAGGACGACCGGAAGAAGAUCAUGGUCUUCGAGCCGGAGAAGAAAGUGUCGGUGCAGAAGCUCGGCUUCGCCAUCGGCCCCUUUGAGCACAUCGACUUGUCUUCAGAGUUUCGAAGCGAGGAAAACGAAGUCAAGUUGGGCAUGAGCGCGCUGAAGAUCCAUGCCUACUGCCUGCCGGGCCGCGGCGACUGGGUACGGCACACGGCUGCGCCCCUUACGAAUGCUGCCGAUUUCUACACUUACACCUUUGCAAAAUACCCAUUUGAAAACUUCAAGAUUUGUUUCUUAGACGACAUGGACUCGGACACGGUGGCGCUGCACUCGCUGGCGUUUGUCAGCAAUCGGCUGCUCUUCCCAGACGACAUCAUGGACACCGAAGUCGACGUAACGCGGACCAUUGUCUUCACGUUGGCGUAUCAGUGGAUCGGCAUCAACAUGAUUCCAAACACGCGCAACGACCUCUGGCUCGUCCUCGGAGUCGCGCACUAUAUGACGGAGCUCUUCAUGAAGAAGAUUUGCGGCAACAACGAGCAUAGGUUCCGGAUGAAGACCCUAUCGGACAAGCUGAUAGAGAUUGACGUUGGCCGCCCCUCGCUGUGGGAUCUCGGGCCUGUCUUGCACCUGAACGAGGCGGAGAUGGAUUUCAUGGCGAUGAAGGCCACGGUCGUCUUCUUCAUCCUGGACAAGCGCAUGCUCAAGGCGUCGAGCGGAUUCGGCCUCACGAGAACGCUGCAAAAGUUUCUCACCAAGGCGCAGGUCGAGAGCAGCGACAAAUCCACGAUCCUCGACACGGAAAAAUUCAGGUUCACGUGCCAGAAAGGAUCCAAGUACAGCCUGGAAACGUUUUGGAACCAAUGGGUCUACUCUGCGGGAUGCCCUCGCUUCGACGUCAAAGCCAAAUUCAACAAGAAGCGCCUCUGUGUAGAGCUCACCUUGAGCCAGAUCCAGUAUCAGGUCGCGAAGCAGCCGCAGCUCGACAAGGACGAUUUCCUGCGCAUCAUCAAGGAAACCAGGAGCGGCAUCAAGAAUGGAGAAAUGCAGCCGCUGUUCACGGGGCCCAUGACGAUCCGCAUCCACGAGGCGGACGGUACGCCGUACGAUCACAUGGUCGAGAUUCGCGAAGACGGCUCUCGCACGACCAAGUUUGAGAUCCCUUACAACACAAAAUACAAGCGACUGAAGCGAACGCGGCGACUGAAGGAGAAGAACACGGGUGCCAACGCAGACGCUGCCGAGAACGCCGACGACGCGCUACUCUACUGUCUGGGCGACGUGCUCCAGAGUGCGGACGACCAACGGGACUGGGAACUUAUAGAUUGGGACCCCGAGACCGAACGCAAGAUGGACCAGGAGUCGUACGAGUGGAUACGCAUCGACGCCGACUUUGAGUGGGCAUGCAGCAUGAAGCACACGCUCGAGCCUUACAUGUACGUGUCGCAGCUGCAGCAGGACCGGGAUGUGGUGGCCCAACAGGAUGCAAUCCUGUACUUGGCUCGAGGACCGCUGCACCCAAUCGCCUCUGGCUUUCUUGUACGCACGCUCGUUGAUCGGCGCUACUUUCACGGCAUCCGCACGAUGGCUGCUGAGGCCCUACCCCGCCAAGCCAACAUCAAAGACAUCCCCAUGUUGGGUUUGCGUCAGCUCAUGAGGGCCUUCCGCGAGAUGUUUUGCUUCGAGCAGACGAACCAGCCGUACCCAAACGAUUUUUCGGACAAGAAGCAGUACAAUGUUCGCUGCGCCAUCAUCAAGGCCAUCGCGCAGGUGAGGGAUUAUACUCAUCGAUGCCCGCUGGAGGCGAGGCGCUUCAUUCUUGACCAACUGCGCUACAACAACAACGAAGGGAAUCCAUUUUCCGACCACUUUUACAUUGCCAUGCUUGUGAAGGCUCUGGCGACAUCGCUCAUACCAUCGCAGCAGGACGACUGGAUCACGCGCCAGAAUAAGGCUCCGAGCGAUGAGGAACGCCAGUUCCUGGAGGAAGCCCUGGAGCAGAUUGAGCGAAUUCUGCGACGCGAUGAGUGGACCAACUCAUACCAGAAUGUCUGGACCAUCGCAGGCCUGGACGCGAAGCAGCGUCUGAUGAAGGCAGAAGUGAUCCCCAAACACUACCCUGACUUUGCCCAGUAUCUGCUGGACGGGACCUUGGACCUUAUCCGCGUCAAGGCUUUCGACGCUCUGGUAGACCUCGGGGCUUUGAUGGACCCUUCCUUUUUCACAUUCUUUCUCUACUGUCUGACGACGGACCGGUCGCCGUAUGUCCGGAAGAUGCUCAUUCAGUCCAUGGCGCGUGGCCUUGCGGCAAUUGCAUUUGGAGAGCAUUCGCGGGUCGUUAAGGACGAACCCGCUGCGGACGACGCCGACCCCCUGUUGCUGAUUCAAGACAGCGCAGAGGAGGUCGAGGCGCGAAAGCAAAUGUUUGCACGCAGGGAGAAUAUCGAAGCGGCGCUCAAGGCGCUCAGAAAGGAAAUGGAGGAGACGUACGCCAAAGAUGAUAGGCACUUCAGCACGGCCAUGCGUAAGGCGUUGGAUCAUCCUGCUCUUGGUCGUGAGGAGGUAGAAAGCCUGCUGGACCUGGCGGCGAUGAUGUUCGAGGAGGCCCGCAGCUGGAUUCUGACCUUGACUUUGCCUAAGGCUUGGAGGGUCGAGCGACCGGCUCAGAAGUUUUCUGAUCGGUUGCUCAUGCACUUCAAGUCUUAUUACAGGACCAAGCCAAAGGGCGCUAUCACGCCGCCGCCAGCAGCACCGUCUCCGGCCCCCGAGGUGAAGAAAGCGGCGCCGCUGGCCAGAACAUCGUCGAUUAAGAUCCACACCAAGGCCGCGACACCGCAUCGGCCCUCCGUAUCACUGCCCCAGGCCACCGAGGCGACCCCCGGCGCACUCGGGACUAAUGGCGUAGGCGCCGCCGCCGGAUCAGGCGAUGCUUCCAGCAUUCCUUCGGCCAAGCGAGCCCGGGUGGAUAAGGAGAGCAGCGGCUCCCCCGCGCCGAAGCGCCCCAAGACUGAGUCGCAGCCAUCCAGCUUUGACGGCGAGAAGCCAUGGAAGAAGAGGCGCAUGAUCACCCUUAAGACGGGGGAUCCCAGCCGGCUCGCUGUUCUUUUGGGCCAACAACCGAGCGCACCGGCUAAUGGCAGGACGGCCUUACCAACCAAGGCGCCAAAGGAAUCUUCUCCGGCGAGUUCCAAAGACAGCAUCACGGCCAAGCCAGCUAGGAAACCUCUUCCUUCGGGCGGCGACGGCACUAGACGUCCUCUACCCAACGGAAGCGGCUCGGCAAUGUCGCCGCCGUCGACACAGUCAACGCCCAAGGUCUCGCUCAACACGAAUGUUAGCUCAGCCUCGUCUUCGAAGGCCGGCAGCCCUCCCACAGCCACGCCCGUCAGUGCCAAGCCCAAAAUCAAGAUCAUCCGGAAACCUUCCGCUCCUCAGGCCCAACCGAGCCCACGGCCGGAGUCUUAGAAGGCGAGAGCGGGAUGUGGGAACGCGGAGCUUGACGAGGACGUGGCUUUGCCGAAGCCAGAGUCAGGCGACGGACUUCACGAUUCGCCGUCUCCGUUCGUUGAAGACCAGAGCGUUUAUGACUCGAAAGCAGAAGGGCAGGCACCCGUCACCCGUGAGUUGUGAAAAAGGAAAAAGCAAAUGUCUGCCCAUAGCCAGUGAAGAUGAGCAAGGAGGGCUAUUUUUUGGUCUCGAGAGG
This is a messenger RNA of Purpureocillium takamizusanense, 5051 nucleotides long. RefSeq names its product Transcription initiation factor TFIID subunit 2 (gene taf2). Lineage: Eukaryota; Fungi; Ascomycota; Sordariomycetes; Hypocreales; Ophiocordycipitaceae. The coding region runs from base 413 to 4813 and encodes 1466 amino acids. Gene Ontology annotation, biological process: transcription initiation at RNA polymerase II promoter. The record is from RefSeq and is a predicted model, not a curated record. The transcript is spliced from 2 exons. Gene Ontology annotation, molecular function: RNA polymerase II general transcription initiation factor activity; transcription cis-regulatory region binding; chromatin binding. Gene Ontology annotation, cellular component: transcription factor TFIID complex.